This is a messenger RNA of Dovyalis caffra, 2238 nucleotides long. Lineage: Eukaryota; Viridiplantae; Streptophyta; Magnoliopsida; Malpighiales; Salicaceae. The record is from the annotation of a GenBank genome assembly.
AUGGAAGAGUAUCCAGAAGAAUUGCGCACGCCGCCGGUGGCACUGGUGUCACUGGUAGGCUGCGCGGAGCACCACGCGCUGAUCUCUUCUUAUCUCAAUGCAGAACAACCACCGAUAAACACACUAGCCUUACCUGAUUUCUCGAAAAUCGCUCUCCUCCUUUCUAAACCGAACAAAUCCGAUCCAUUAUCAGGUGAUAAUGGAGGAAUAUUGAAGAAAGAUUGGUUACUUAAACAUCGCACUAGAAUUCCUGCUGUCGUCGCCGCCUUUUUCAAUUAUGAUCAUGUUUCCGGCGAUCCUGCUCAGUGGCUUCAAGUUUGUUCUGACAUUGAAAAUCUCAAAAAUGUGAUUCGGCCGAAGAAUAUCAAAUUGACUGUUGUGGUUGUGCAAUCGUCUUCUUCUAAUGAGGAGAUAAGUGAGGAUCGAAUGAUUGCAUUACGCAAGCGUGCAGAAAUUGAUGCAAAAUAUAUCGUUGUUUUCAAUCAUAGUGAUGAUUCGCAACUAAAACAAUCAUUUUACAGGCAUGUUGCUGUAAUUUUUUUCGUUGUUUUGAUGUCCGGUGGCUUAUGUAUUUUUGUGGUCAAUGUGAAUGUUGAGUGUGGAUUUUGCAGGCUGAGGAGCACGCUUGCAGAAUUAGCGAAUGUGUAUUAUAAAGAAGAAGGGAGGAAGAUUAAAACUCGUGUUGAAAAGAAAAGUUUCAAUUCUCACGAGUUGAAUGUUCGUUAUUGCUUUAAAGUUGCUGUAUAUGCAGAGUUCCAGAGAGAUUGGGUUGAAGCUUUGAGGUUUUAUGAGGAUGCAUAUCAUAUAUUGCGGGAGAUGGUUGGGACAGCAAGGAAGUUGCCAUUGAUUCAACGCUUGGUUCAGAUAAAAACUGUCGCAGAGCAAUUGCAUUUCAAAAUAUCAACUCUGUUAUUGCAUGGUGGAAAGAUGGUAGAAGCAAUUACAUGGUUUCGCCAGCAUAAUGUUUCAUACAGGAGGCUUGUAGGACCUGCAGAUGUGUCUUUUCUUCACUGGGAAUGGAUGAGCAGACAAUUUCUGGUAUUUGCUGAAUUGCUUGAGACAAGCUCAAAAACUAUCCCUAGCAAUUCAAAUAUAACUUCAGGCACUGCAGACCAGCCUUUGACUGAGUGGGAAUUUCAACCAGCUUAUUACUAUCAGUUAGCUGCACACUACUUGAAGGAGAAGAGAACUUCUUUGGAACUUUUGCUGACAAUGUCAGAAACUGCUGAUGAACUUGAUAGUAAUGCUGAAUCUGUAGGACCUUCUAUUUAUGUGGGUCAGUUUGCUCGAUUUCUUGAGCAAGGGGAUGCUUUAACUAUGCAAUCCCUUACUGAUGAAGAGUAUACUCAUUAUGCUAUUGCAGAAGGGAAAAGAUUUCAAGAUUCCUCUGAGAUUAUUGCUUUUCUUAGAAAAGCUUAUGAAUCCUUCUCUAUUCUCAAAGCCCAGAGGAUGGCCUACUUCUGUGGUUUUCACAUGGCCAAGGAAUACUUUGGUGCGGGUGAUUUAAGUAACGCAAAACAAUUACUUGAUAGUGUUGCGCAUCUAUACAGACAAGAGGGUUGGGUCACUUUAUUGUGGGAGGUCUUGGGUUACUUGCGAGAGUGCUCGAGGAAAUGCGGUGCAGUGAAAGAGUUUGUUGAGUACUCUCUUCAAUUGGCUGCAUUGCCAGUGUCAUCUGAUUCUGGGGUCCAGUCUUUCAGGCGUAAAGAAUGUGGUCCAGUUGGUCCUGCAAGUCUUGCGCAGAGAGAAAUUAUACACAAGGAGGUUUUUGAGCUUGUUGGUGGAGAAACUGGAUUAGCGUCAGUUGAAGGUAUUAGUGAUCUCAAAGUGAAUGGAGAAAAUCCUCUGCAUCUUGAGAUUGAUCUUGUCAGUCCCCUUAGAUUGGUACUUCUUGCUUCUGUUGCUUUUCAUGAACCGAUGAUUAAGCCAGGAGUAUCCACCUCAAUUACAGUGUCGCUUCUCUCACAGUUACCUCUUACUGUUGAUAUAGAUGAAUUAGAAGUACAGUUUAAUCGAUCAGAAUGUAACUUUGUCAUCACCAAUUCUGAAAGACCGUCAGCUGCAAUAUACAGUGGCCAACAAGGUUGCCGGGUUGAAAGGGCUCCUUCUUUGGCACUUGUUACAAACAAAUGGCUACGGUUGACAUAUGCCAUCAAACCAGGUCAGCUAAUUUCUCAUAUGCAAUCUUUAAUUUUAUAUUCUCAUCACAAUUUACACAAGAGGCAUCUUCGCAAAUGA